GCGGGGCAGGGCCUGAGCGGCCUGGGGUCCUGGGCCCCGGGAUUCUGGAUUCCAGAUGCACUAGGAUCGUGGAUGCACAGGCAUCCCUGCAGAGUAGUCCAGACCUGGUGGGGAGGGGGCACUGAGGGUACAGCCUACGUCCCGGAGCCAAGAUGCUCAGCUUCAUAGGUAUGACUUACACCUGCGACUUCACCUUUUGAAGCCUCAAGUUUGUCAUCUGUAGAAUAGACAUAAAGCUACUUCACAGGACUGUUGAGAGGAUUAACUGAGACAAUGCUUCUAAAGCUCUUCGCACAAGGGAGGCCUGGAGGCCGGACCCGGUGGGCCCAGCACACCCACUGUUACCUGGGACCACAGGCAGCAUGAAGACCCCCGUGGAGCUGGCCAUCAGUGGGAUGCAGACCCUCCACCAUCCACACCGCUGCCGGAGGGGCUGUCAGGUCAAGGCUACGGCAUCGUACGUGGAUGAGACUUUAUUUGGCAGCCCUGCGGGCACCCGUCCCACACCGCCAGACUUUGACCCACCCUGGGUGGAGAAGGCCAGCAGAACCAAAGGAGUGGGCACAGAGGCCUCACGGGCCUCAGAAGCCAACAGGAGCAGCAAGACCACCUCCUCCAGGGGCAGUACCCCGACUCUCACACCAAGGAAGAAGAACAAAUACAGACUGAUCAGCCACACUCCUUCUUACUGUGAUGAGUCACUAUUUGGCUCCCGAUCCAAGGGCACCAGCUGGGAGGCUCCGUGGAUGGCGAAGGGGGAUGCUGCAAAACUCCACACCCUCUUCUGGACACCCCCAGCUACCCCCAGGGGCAGCCACUCGCCCCGCCCCAGGGAGACCCCACUGCGUGCCAUUCACCCCACCGGUGCCUCUGAGACAGAGCCCAAGGUGGCGACAGGCUCCCGAAAGUUGUCCGUGGAUGGGUUAGACUCUCCACACCCUCUGAGGCAGGAGCGUUCCCAUUCCCUCACCCACCUGAAUGUCCCCAGCACUGGCCGCCCACACACCAGUGACCCCCACACAAACGGGCCUGGGAAUCCCAGGCCUUCCCCGUCAGGGGUGACGUUCCGGAGCCCCCUGAUAACUCCCAGGGCCCAUUCAGUCAGUGUUUCUGUGCCAGCUACCCCCCGACGAGGGGGGGCCACCCAGAAACCAAAGCCCCCUUGGAAAUGAGUUUCUCGGUCCUUUCAUCAGGUUCGUCCAUGGGGGUCACAAGCAAGGAGCACAGUUUCGGAGGGCGGCACAGGUCCGGGGCUUCUAGGGACACCAAAAGGCAUUAGAGAAGCGUCCCUGGGGCAGUCCCAGCAGGGGCGGCCAGUGUCUCCUCCGUUCGGACACUCUCUAGUCGUUCCCUGCUCCCCCACCCCCAGUGCGGGCCACCCCUUGAGAUGCCUGUUCUAGGCCUGUCAUAGCCAUAUGCUGUAUCAGUGCCAACCAGGGAGGGGCCCGCCACCUCCCCCCUCACUCCCACGCACUGUCUUGCCACCAAGUGUGAAUAAACGGCAUGGUCGCCAACAUGGAGGCUUCUUUCUCCCCCUCUUCAAGCCAAGCUUGCUGCUCAGGACAAGUUUCCAGCCGGGUCUGGAGGCCUCGGAGUUCCCCAGGCACAGUGUGUGGACCACAGGAAUCUGGGUGAUGUGUGGGCGGACUUUUUAACAGUCAUGUAUUUUCAUUUAUUAAAUAUAUCAGUAGCUCAUCAAA
This is a messenger RNA of Pteropus alecto (black flying fox), 1700 nucleotides long. RefSeq names its product RBPJ interacting and tubulin associated 1 (gene RITA1). Gene Ontology annotation, biological process: negative regulation of Notch signaling pathway; Notch signaling pathway; nuclear export. The record is from RefSeq and is a predicted model, not a curated record. Gene Ontology annotation, cellular component: nucleus; cytoplasm. Bases 363 to 1172 code for a protein of 269 amino acids. Gene Ontology annotation, molecular function: tubulin binding. Lineage: Eukaryota; Metazoa; Chordata; Mammalia; Chiroptera; Pteropodidae. The transcript has 4 exons.